Molecule: messenger RNA, 904 nt
Organism: Ambispora leptoticha
Lineage: Eukaryota; Fungi; Glomeromycota; Glomeromycetes; Archaeosporales; Ambisporaceae
Source: the annotation of a GenBank genome assembly
AUGCCACCGAUUAAUGAAGAUGUUUAUAGACCACAAAGUAUGCCAACUGGCCCAAGAAAUGUUUUACGUUCAAACGAUUCCGCAAGUCUAUGGAAUUGCACUCUCUCUCCAGGUUGGUCCGAAGAGGAGAAUGAAAUAUUUCGUAAAGCGCUAAUGAAAUUUGGAAUUGGCAAUUGGGCGAAAAUCAUUGAAUCAGAAUGUUUGCCGGGCAAAACGAAUGCACAAAUGAAUUUGCAACUACAACGAAUGCUUGGACAACAAAGUACAGCAGAAUUUGGUGGGUUACAUAUCGAUCCUCUUGUAAUUGGUGAAAAGAAUGCAAAAAUUCAAGGACCUCACAUUAAGCGUAAAAAUAAUUGUAUUGUAAAUACUGGCGGGAGACCAUUACGCGAAGAAAUAAAAGCGCGAAUCGCAAAAAAUAAAGAGCUGCAAGUAUUCGUUAGUUCAACCUCAUAUGAAGUGCCGGAAGAAGUGUGGAGCAAGAUUGAAUUGCCGAAACCUCGAGAUGUAAUCUAUCAUUAUCAUUAUCAUUCGCAAUUCCCAUUCUUACUUUUGAAUGCAAAGAAGGAAGAACUUCGUCGUCUACAAGAAGAGCUCCGAAGCGUGCAAGAGCAAAUAUCAAUCAUAAAAAGUAACAAUGUAGAAGAGGACGAACUAAUUUCCAAUAUGUCCUUGUUUAGUAUAGAAGACGACGAAGAUCUCGAACUACCACCUAAGAAAAAAAGUGAAGCGUCAAUUACAACGAGAAAAAGUAAAAGCGUAAAGGGAAGGCCGAAAAAAGAGAGCACUUCAAGUAGUAAAAGUAAAACUAAGCAUAAAAAUACGGUGAUAACAUCGUCUUCAAUUAAAAAGCGAAAGAGUAAUUAUAGCAUGAGUAGUAAUGGUAGUCGUGGUGUUGAUAGUG